UCUUCUUCUACCUUUGGAAGAAAGCAGCUAGUAGGAAUAGUUCAGGAUCUUUUCGCUCCAGGAUCCCACACUUCUUCUGGUACCAUUGGAAUAUUCUCUUCAUGAUUAAUUAUUCAACAAUCCAACAGAAGAUGCGUGACGAGCUGGACGAUGUUACCGAUUACCGACGACGAUACACAACUUCAAGGUUUCACCAUUCCUAAGGGAAGUGUUCUUGCUAUCAAUCUGGACUCAGCUUUCAUUGAUCCAACUGCAUGGGAAGAGCCGGAAAUUUUCCGACCAGAACGUCACUUGAAUCAAGAAGGAAAACUGAUUAAAAAUGACGCGUUCAUUCCCUUUGGCCUAGGUAAACCAGUAUGUUUGGGUGACCCGUUGGCUAGAAAUACGGUAUUCCUUUUCAUGGCGUCACUAGUGAAAACGUUCGAGUUCAAAUCUCUUCCAAACCAACCGCCGCCGACAUUGGAACCCGCAAUGGGAUUAGUGGGACCAAUGGGACCUCAACCUUUCAAAGUUGUCGUCAUUCCACGCGCUCUGUAAUAGUUCGACGAUGCAAGUUUCGGGCAAGUUUAAACACGGAGAGUAAAUCAAGAGUUACCCAUAAAAAUAUGACAACAUAUGCUAUUAAAAGUCCCAGUAACCACACAAUGUCGCUUAUCGCCUAUUCCACUGAUGGAAGUAGUAGUGGCCACACCCAAUAUAGGUCAUCGGAUCAGAGCGGAUAAGAAAUCGACAUGUUACUCCCUCAGGAUUUGGAAGUCAUCAAGUCAACAAAUAUGCCUUUCUUAAUGAUUUUAUUCUGUGCGGUUAUUGUGAUCUUCUAUCUCUUCAAGUUGUCGCUACGUCCACCUCAUUUCCCACCAGGCCCCAGAGGAUUGCCACUGCUGGGCUAUUCGCCAUUAAUGCCCACAAAGGAUCCGUUCUUUAAAACCAUGCAAAAGUUGGCUAAGACGUAUGGACCCGUGACUGGAUUUUAUUUGGGACCCACCCAGCCGUUUAUUUCCGUUGUCGGGGCACAGGCUGUUAGAGAAGCCUUGCAAAAUGGCGAUCUCAGCGGCAGACCUUCUGGUGCAAUACUGUUAAGUAGAACAUUUGGGGAGAGACUAGGCCUAACGUUUGUGGAAGGCGAUGUUUGGCAAGAACAGCGGAGAUUCACGCUACGUCAUUUACGUGAUCUUGGGUUCGGAAAAACAACAAUCGAGGAUCAGAUGAUGGGCGAGAUCACCGAUUUAAUUUCUGAAAUCACCGCAACGGCAAAAUCGAAUCGUGAUCACGUUGUAGAUUUCAAAUCCAUUUUCUCAGUAUCGGUGAUUAACAUCCUGUGGGCGAUUGUUGGAGGGAAACGAUUUCAGCGUGACGACCCAAAGUUCAAGAAACUAUUGGACAACAUCGAUAAAUUUUUACAAAGUGGCAAUGUUCUGCAAGCGAAUUUACCUGUUCCUGCCAUCUUAGUUCGUCUUUUCCCUUCUCUACCAGGAUGGCUUGGAAUCAAUACCCAAUUGUUCGUUCCUAUACAAAAAUUCAUUGAGGAAACUAUCGACGAACAUAUUUCCACCAGAUCGAAGGGAGAUGCUGCUCGCGAUUAUAUUGAUGUCUACUUGGAUGAAAUGGAGAGGCAGUUGAAGACUAAUGAAUCCACCACUUUCAGCAAGAAGCAGCUUAUAAGUAUAAUCCAAGACCUUUUCGGUGCGGGAUUCCAUACAUCUUCAAGUUCCAUUGGAUUUGCGGUUCUUUAUAUGAUUCAUUAUCCAACAAUCCAACAGAAGAUUCGUGACGAACUGGACGAUAUUUGUGGCGAUUCUCUGCCGUCACUAGCACAUCGAUCACGACUGCCCUACACUGAAGCUGUUUUAAUGGAAGUAAUGAGGAUGGCCAACAUCGCCCCAUUAACUGUCCCUCACUGUGCCAUGAAAGAUACACAACUUCAAGGUUUCACCAUUCCCAAAGGAAGCAUCCUGGCCAUCAGUCUCCACUCGGCUUUCAAAGACCCAACUGCAUGGGAAGACCCUGGGAAUUUCAGACCUGAACGUCACCUGGAUCAAAAUGGGAAGACGUUUCUGAACGAGUACGAUUUUAUCGUCAUUGGAGCCGGAUCGACCGGAGCGGUGGUGACCAAUCGGCUCACCGAAGUGGACGACUGGAAAGUGCUUUUGCUGGAGGCCGGCGGAGAUGAAACGAUCGUGUCCGACGUUCCAGGAUUAGCUCACCACCUCCAGCGGACCAACAUCGACUGGAGUUACAAAACCGUUCCGCAAUCCGGAGCCUGUCUGGCCUUUAAUGAAACCAAGUGCAUUUGGCCCCGGGGCAAAGUUCUCGGUGGUUCGUCCGUCCUGAAUUACAUGGUCUACGCCCGUGGCAACAAGAACGAUUACGAUCAAUGGGCGCUGGAUAAUCCCGGAUGGUCCUACGACGAUGUAUUGCCGUAUUUCAUCAAGUCGGAAGACAACCGGAAUCCGUACAUCGCCGCCAACAAGAAGUACCACGGCACAGGCGGUUACCUGACUGUCCAGGAGCCGGCUUACAUGACACCCCUAGCGGCGGCCUUCAUCCAGGGCGGAGUCGAAAUGGGCUACGAAAUUCGCGACUGCAAUGCGGAAAAACAAACUGGUUUCAUGAUACCUCAGGCUACUAGCCGGAGAGGAGCCCGUUGCUCGACGGCCAAAGCUUUUUUGAGGCCCAUCCGCAAACGGCCCAAUUUGUCCAUUUCGAUGCGUUCGCUGGCCCACAGGAUCGUCAUCGAUCCGGCCACCAAACGGGCCACCGCCGUCCGCUUCGAGAGGGGCGGGAAAAUCUACCAAGUCAAAGCCAAAAAGGAAAUUAUUGUUUCGGCCGGAACCGUCAACAGUCCGCAAUUGCUGAUGCUGAGCGGAAUCGGCCAUGCGGAUCACCUCGGCUCGUUCGGAAUUCCGCUGAUGGCCGACCUGCCGGUGGGCGACAACCUCCAAGAUCACAUCGCCUUAGGCGGAAUGGUCUUUAGAAUGGAUCAACCAUUUGGAGUGACGGAAGCGCGGUAUUACAGUAUUCCGGUCAUACUGAAUUACACCAUCAACGCCGCAGGGCCUCUGACGUCACUGGGAGGCACCGAAGGGGUGGCCUGGAUGAAAACCAAAUACGCGCCGGAAGGCGAUUGGCCGGAUAUCCAAUAUCAUUUCGUUUCGGCCACUCCGGCUUCCGAGAGCGGAUUGUUCUUCCGCUACAACACGGGCGUGAGGGACGACAUCUGGAACGCCUAUUACCAGCCUCUUGUCAACACGGACAUGUGGCAAUUGAUCCCGACGUUACUCCGCCCAUUAUCCAGGGGGACCAUCCGGCUGGCCUCCAACGAUCCGCACGCGGCUCCGGUGAUCGAUCCGAAAUAUUUCACCGACGACGCCGGAAUGGACCUCAAAACUCUGAUCGAGGGGACGAAAUUCGCACUGGCCUUGAGCAAGACGGAAGCGUUCCGGAAAGUGGGCAGCAAAUUCUACGACAAGAUCUUCCCCGGAUGCGAGAGCUUCACUCCGUGGACGGACGACUACUGGGGCUGCUUCAUCCGCCAUUAUUCAACGGCCAUUUACCACAUGACCGGCACCUGUAAAAUGGGAUCGGAUCCAGCAACGGCCGUCGUCGAUUCGAAAUUGAAAGUUCACGGGAUCGGUGGUCUGAGAGUGGCCGACUGUUCCAUCAUGCCCAACGUCGUAUCCGGCAACACCAACGUUCCGGCGAUAAUGAUUGGAGAGAAGGUGUCUGAUAUGAUCAAAGCCUUGUGGUUAAUAUGAUAAUCUUCAUAUAAAAUUUGCUACUUGAAAUUCAUUCUCAGAAAUUUAUUAAUUGCGUGCAAUGUGAGAAUGGUCAUCUAUUCAUUUAUCAAAAUUGAAAUUGUGUAUAUAGUAUUGACUUAUUUAU
This is a messenger RNA of Daphnia pulicaria, 3882 nucleotides long. RefSeq names its product glucose dehydrogenase [FAD, quinone]-like. NCBI's taxonomy places the organism in Eukaryota, Metazoa, Arthropoda, Branchiopoda, Diplostraca, Daphniidae. Bases 732 to 3755 code for a protein of 1007 amino acids. The transcript has 19 exons. The record is from RefSeq and is a predicted model, not a curated record. Gene Ontology annotation, molecular function: heme binding; monooxygenase activity; flavin adenine dinucleotide binding.